AUGGCACCUCGCAUGCUUAUUUCUGGCCUACUGGCUACGGCCAGCUUUGUUCUGCCGGCCGCAGCUCAGCUGUCAGGAACAGUUGGGCCGACUACCACCACUUCUGCGAAGCAGUCCACCAAGCAAUGCAGUAUCUUGGACUACGGCGGAGUUGCAGAUGCAUCCACAGACAACGGUGAUGCUAUUGCCAAGGCAUGGGCAGCCUGCGCCUCAGGCGGUGAAGUGCUUAUUCCCGAGGGAGACUACGGCAUGGCAACUUGGGUGAAGUUGUCUGGAGGCACAGGCACGAGCAUCAACCUUGAGGGAACCAUCUACCGAACGGGCUCGGACUCUGGCAACAUGUUCAUGAUCGAGCACUCCACCGACUUCGAGUUUUAUAGCGCUUCUUCCAAGGGUGCAAUCCAGGGCUACGGCUAUGAAUUCCACAAGAAUGGUGAAUAUGGAGCACGUCUUUUGCGCCUCUACGACGUCCAGGACUUCUCUGUUCAUGACGUGAUCCUCGUCGAUGCUCCGCAAUUUCACCUGUCCAUCGACACUUGCACGAAUGGCGAGAUCUACAAUAUGGUGAUCCAUGGAGGUUACGAAGGUGGUCUUGAUGGCAUCGAUGUUUGGGGCUCGAACAUUCACAUACAUGAUAUAGAAGUGUCUAACAAAGAUGAGUGUGUGACGGUCAAAGACCCCUCUGAUCAUCUCUUGAUUGAACAAGUUCACUGCAACUGGAGUGGUGGCUGUGCUAUGGGCUCGCUGGCUACUGGUAUUGACAUCCACGACAUUGAGUAUAACUACAUCUACACGCAUCAUUCCAACCAGAUGUACAUGAUUAAAUCGAACGGUGGCAGCGGCGAUGUCAAGAAUCUGGCCUUCAACAACUUCAUGGGUCACUCGAACGCCUAUACACUCGACUUUGACACGGCUUGGGCGAGCAUGAGUGUCGCAGAUGGCGACGGUAUCAACUAUUCCAACAUCUCUUUCUCGGGCUGGUCCGGCACGUGCGCCGAUGGUACAGAGCGGGGCCCGAUCAAGAUGAACUGCCCGGAAGCCGUGCCUUGCACUGAUAUUACUAUCGAAGACUUCGACGUCUGGACCGACUCUGGAGAUGAGGUCUUGUAUGGGUGCCAGAACGCAUACGGUCAAGGAGCUUGCCUCAACACCGCCGAUGCCACCACUGCGUACAGCUCAACGCAGACCAUCACAACGUCCGGCUCUGCCGCCUACUCCACCAUGGACAACGAGCUCACCACUGGUUACGACAUCUCUUCCUCGAUCCCCAUCCCCACCAUGCCUGCCUCCUUCUACCCCGGCAGACAGCCCAUCAGUGCUAUCCUGAACGGCGCGGGCUCCUCUGCGGACACCAAGAACAAUGCUGUUUCCCAGGCCAGUGCCAGCUCUGCUACCCCUGUUGCCUCUUCCGGGAACGUGGGUGCUAGCGGUUACGCCCCGAGCCUGCCAUCCGCAACUGGCUUUGCUACCAGAUACUCCUCCGCUGCCGCUGCGCAGCCCUCCGCGGGCGGCCAGGGCUGGGGCCAGGACUGGGGCUCCUUCGGCGGCGGAUGGGGCCAGGGCAAAGCGGUCGCUGAUGCCUCGGCGUCCUCACCUACCACGACGGCCAAGCCCGACUGCAAGAAGUCUGCCAAGCUUCGACGAAACUAG
Diaporthe amygdali is the source of this 1650-nucleotide messenger RNA. RefSeq lists its product as uncharacterized. Gene Ontology annotation, molecular function: polygalacturonase activity. The record is from RefSeq and is a predicted model, not a curated record. Gene Ontology annotation, biological process: carbohydrate metabolic process. NCBI's taxonomy places the organism in Eukaryota, Fungi, Ascomycota, Sordariomycetes, Diaporthales, Diaporthaceae. Bases 1 to 1650 code for a protein of 549 amino acids. The transcript has 3 exons.